Sugiyamaella lignohabitans is the source of this 2799-nucleotide messenger RNA. RefSeq names its product Sec21p (gene SEC21). The coding region runs from base 1 to 2799 and encodes 932 amino acids. The record is from RefSeq and is a predicted model, not a curated record. The transcript has a single exon. Gene Ontology annotation, cellular component: endoplasmic reticulum-Golgi intermediate compartment; COPI vesicle coat; endoplasmic reticulum. Gene Ontology annotation, molecular function: structural molecule activity. NCBI's taxonomy places the organism in Eukaryota, Fungi, Ascomycota, Dipodascomycetes, Dipodascales, Trichomonascaceae. Gene Ontology annotation, biological process: protein secretion; endoplasmic reticulum to Golgi vesicle-mediated transport; intra-Golgi vesicle-mediated transport.
AUGUCGGCGCUCACGUAUAAGAAGAACGACGACAUUGAGUCGGGCAAUCUCGACAAGAUGACGGUAUUCCAGGACUGUAUCUCGGGGUUCAACACAUCGCCUAUCCAGUCCAAGAAGUGUCGAAUUCUGCUGGCGAAACUGAUUCAUUUGCUAUCAACAGGCGACUCGUUCCCUCCUGAAGAGGCCACCACCUUAUUUUUCAGUAUUACCAAGUUAUUCCAGCAUCGCGAUGUGGCUCUUCGUCAGAUGGUGUAUUUGGCUAUCAAGGAACUAUCGGCCACUGCCAAUGAUGUGAUCAUGGUCACCAGUUCCAUCAUGAAAGAUGUUCAGGCUGCUAAUGAUAUGAUUUAUAAACCCAAUGCUAUUCGUGCUUUGGUGCGAAUCAUCGAUGCUUCAAUUGUUCAGGGCAUUGAACGUCUUAUGAAGACAGCCAUUGUCGACCGUCAUGCAGCCAUUUCCAGUGCUGCUCUCAUCAGUUCAUAUCAUUUGCUGCCAAUUGCUAAAGAUAUUGUCAGAAGAUGGGCCAAUGAGACUCAGGAGGCUGUUAUUACUCAAAAGUCGUUCCCCAGCUCGGUCCAUGGCAGUAGUCUUGAUUCCAGCAGUGGUUCCAACUACAGCCCAGGCAUCUCGACCAUGACCCAAUACCAUGCUCUGGGUCUUCUGUAUCAUUUGCGAGCUCAUGAUAGAAUGGCUUUAAUGAAAAUGAUUCAACAAUUUUCUGGCACUGGAAGUGCUCUUCGUAACGCCAAUGCCAUUGUUAUGCUGAUUCGAUACAUUGCCAAGAUCAUAGACGAGGACCAAUCCAACACUCUCCGUCCUCAAUUGUAUGGCUAUUUAGAGGGCUGGCUACGUCACAAGUCGGAUAUUGUCAAUUUGGAGGCUGCCAAGACCAUUUUGGCACUUCCAAAUGUCAGUGAAGUCGAGGCCCAUGCUGCCAUUAGUGUACUUCAAGCAUUCCUUGGCUCGCCUCGUACCGUAUCACGAUUCGCGGCUAUCCGUAUUUUGAACAGAUUUGCCAUGAUCAAGCCUCAAUCGGUUGUUGCUUGUAAUAUCGAGAUCGAGUCGUUGAUUAACGACCCCAGCAGAUCAAUUGCGACUUAUGCUAUUACCACUUUACUCAAGACAGGUACUGAAGCCAGUGUUGACCGACUGAUGUCGCAGAUUUCCGGAUUCAUGAACGAUAUCAGUGACGAGUUUAAGGUUAUUGUAGUGGACGCUAUUCGCAGUUUGGCCCUGAAAUUCCCUGCCAAGCACGGCAGUAUGUUGACGUUUUUGGCUGGUACAUUACGAGACGAGGGUGGUAUUACGUUUAAAACGGCAGUUGUCGAGGCUCUUUUUGACAUGAUUAGAUUUAUUCCCGACAGCAGAGACACUGCAUUAGGCCACUUGUGUGAAUUCAUUGAAGAUUGUGAGUUCACCGAACUGACGGUGCGCAUUCUCCAUUUAUUAGGUGUCGAGGGACCCAAGACUGGCAACCCUACUAUCUAUGUUCGUUAUAUCUACAACCGAGUGGUGCUGGAAAACUCGUUGAUUCGAGCAGCUGCCAUUACUGCCCUUGCACAGUUUGCAUUGGUUGACAAUGCCCAAAUCAAAGACAGCAUCAAGGUCCUACUGACCCGAUCGCUGGAUGACCCAACUGACGAGGUCAGAGAUAGAGCUACUUUGAGUCUUCGUUUAUUAGGAUUGCAAGACCAGUCGGUUGCCAAAGAGUUUCUGCGUCCUACUGCCAAGUACUCGUUACCACAGCUGGAACAUGUGCUUGCCACUUAUGUUUCUGGUGGUAAAGAGCAGUUUGCUACUCCUCUGGAUAUUUCCAGUGUUCCUCGUCUGACUGAGGAACAAGUUAGAGCUCAAACUCUUAAGAACCUCAAGGCUCAAGAAGAAGAGCAAGUCAAGUCGAAAUCGUCUCGAGAAGGAGCUGCUGCCAACGCUGGCAGCAAUGCCAAGGGUGCUUCUGGUGCUAAUGGAGCGGGUAAGAAUGAAUCUGCUGAUUUACAGAAGUCUAUUGACAAUGCCAAGUACGCACAAGAAUUACAAGCUAUUCCCGAAUUCCAGUCGUACGGACCCAUUUUCAAGUCGUCGAGCAAGAUUCCUCUUACUGAAUCCGAGACCGAGUACGUUGUUACAGCAGUCAAGCAUAUGUUCAAAGAGCAUCUCGUCAUCCAAUACGACGUCACCAACACUUUCAACGAAUACGUUCUGGAAAACGUCAUUGCCGAGGUUCAAGGUGAACUCGAAGAAGAGUUUAUCAUUCCCAUCGACCGGUUGGUGCCCGACUCCACGGGAACCAUCUACGUUUCGUUUGCACGUGACAGCGCCGACCUGGUGACUGGUACCUGUUAUAACAACCUGAAAUUCGUUUCCAAGGAGAUUGAUCCCGAUACCAACGAGCCCCAAGACGGGGGUUUCGAUGACGACUACUCACUUGAGAAUCUCGAGAUCCUCGCUGGCGACUAUGUCACCCCCUCUUACAUUGGCAACUUCCAACACCAAUGGGACGAACUUGCAUCUUUCGAGUCCACUGGUGCCUAUCAACUGCCUGGCAGCAGCAGCAUUGCGGAUGCCACUGCCACGCUUGUGUCACACCUGAACAUGAUGGCCCUAGACGGUUCCGACUCGCCUACUUCCGAGUCUACUCACACCCUCAAGCUGUUCGGCAAGUGCAUCACUGGCGAAAAAGUCAUCGCCCUCAUUCAAAUGGUCUACCGCUCUGCCAAUGGCGUCACCCUAAAAAUCGCUGCCCGCUCCGAAAACGAAUCAAUCCCCGAACUGCUCACAGAUUCAAUUGGUGUUUUAUAA